GGCCGCAUGCGUGUCCCGGCGCUUCCGGCGGUGGCCAUGGUGACAGAAGCAGCCAGGAAGACUGUUCAGAAAGGAAAACUGAUGGAUUUCACCAGCACAGUCAUCAUCCCACUGCUUUUUGGCAGCCUGGGCAUCUUUGGCCUUUUCCGGCUGCUGCAGUGGAUGCGGAUGCGAGCUUACCUGCAGGAAGCAGUGGUGGUGAUCACAGGGGCUACUUCUGGCCUGGGAAAAGAGUGUGCAAAAGCCUUCCAUGCAGCUGGCUCCAAGCUGGUGCUCUGUGGCAGAGACAGUGAGAAGCUCAAAGACCUGGCACAGGAGCUUUCUACUGUGACCAACCACCGGAAGAACACACACAAACCUCACACGGUGGUGUUUGACCUCUCAGACACCAAAGCUGUGGUAAAUGCUGCUGAAGAGAUCCUCAAGUACCUGGGUCAUGUGGACAUCUUGAUCAACAAUGCAGGCAUCAGUUUCCGUGGCACAAUUGUGGACACAGGAUUGGAUGUGGAUAAGAAAGUGAUGGAAACAAAUUAUUUUGGUCCUAUAGCCCUCACCAAAGCACUUCUCCCCUCCAUGAUCAAGAGGAGACAAGGCCACAUUGUGGCCAUCAGCAGUGUUCAAGGAAAAAUAAGCAUUCCUUUUAGAUCUGCCUAUGCUGCCUCUAAGCACGCCACCCAGGCCUUCUUCGACUGCCUGCGCGCAGAGGUGGAGCAGUAUGACAUUGAUGUGACAGUUGUGAGCCCUGGGUACAUCCAGACAAACCUCUCUGUCAAUGCUGUCACAUCAGAUGGAUCUCGCUAUGGAGUUAUGGACAAGAACACAGCUGAAGGACAGACAGCCGCAGAGGUCGCUCAGGUGGUUCUCAGUGCAGUGGGACAGAAGAAGAAGGAAGUCCUCGUGGCUGGCCUGACACCCUCACUGGCUGUCUACCUGCGGAACCUCUUCCCCAGGCUCUUCUUCACCUUAAUGGCCACAAGAGCAAAAAAGGAGAGAAAGACAAAGGACUCUUAGAGCUCAGCUCCUCCAAGCAGUAACUGUAGGGGGAGGCCAGUGCCCUGCAGUUUGGCUGGGACGUCAGUGGAGGUGCUCCUGCAGGAAAGGCCUUUCUCAAAAUGCUGCAGUUUACCAUUGUGUGGAGACUGGGAAGCAGUUCACCCCUCAUCGGGGCAGGCCCCUCUUGCUGGGAGACAGCACCUAAACCUCACCUGAAGAAAGGUGCUUGGACAAGGGGGAGAGCUGAGGCUGCAGGGGAGAGUGACUCAAGGGAACACACUUUGCUGCAGGGGAGGCCCAUGUGCUGGAAGCCAGCAGCUUACCUCACCUCACCCCAGGCACGCUCGACUUUACAGGCCUGCUACAAAUAAACCCCACCUGUUUUGCCUUCACACAA
This is a messenger RNA of Pogoniulus pusillus (Red-fronted tinkerbird), 1390 nucleotides long. RefSeq names its product dehydrogenase/reductase 7B (gene DHRS7B). The coding region runs from base 7 to 1011 and encodes 334 amino acids. Gene Ontology annotation, molecular function: oxidoreductase activity. Gene Ontology annotation, cellular component: membrane. The transcript is spliced from 7 exons. NCBI's taxonomy places the organism in Eukaryota, Metazoa, Chordata, Aves, Piciformes, Lybiidae. The record is from RefSeq and is a predicted model, not a curated record.